Notothenia coriiceps (black rockcod) is the source of this 3900-nucleotide messenger RNA. RefSeq names its product phosphatidylcholine:ceramide cholinephosphotransferase 1. Gene Ontology annotation, biological process: ceramide biosynthetic process; sphingomyelin biosynthetic process. The record is from RefSeq and is a predicted model, not a curated record. The coding region runs from base 368 to 1588 and encodes 406 amino acids. Gene Ontology annotation, molecular function: ceramide cholinephosphotransferase activity; protein binding; sphingomyelin synthase activity. NCBI's taxonomy places the organism in Eukaryota, Metazoa, Chordata, Actinopteri, Perciformes, Nototheniidae. Gene Ontology annotation, cellular component: Golgi membrane; endoplasmic reticulum membrane; plasma membrane. The transcript is spliced from 6 exons.
AACACCGGAGAGACCCACAGAGGGACGUGAGCCACAUUGCGGUGAUCGCCACUACUAUUUGAAGAGAAGUCCUUCAACAUUUCCACAGCAAGGGGUGCAGCGUGAGGGGGAAGAGCUGAUGAGGUGAAGAAAGCCAAAGGAGGCCACUGUGGUUCGCCUGCUCUCUCUCGGCCCUGAUUCUGAGUGACCGCUGCUCACUCCCGCUUUUCACUUCGAGAGGAGGCUUGGCUCCCUCUGGGUGCAAGAAACACAAUGUGCCAAAACUGGAGAGGAUCUACCAGCGCCCCAUAGUCCGCCAAGCCUCUCGUGAACCCUCCCCUCUAGUCUUGAGGACCCUCCUGAUCCCCCACAUUGCCCACUGGCCAAGAUGAAGAAUGUGGCAGCAUGGUCUGCAGAAGAUGUCUAUGACUGGCUGAGCAAAGAGGGGAUGCUGGAGUACAUCGACGCCCUCCGUCAGACGGACGGUCCCGGUCUGCUCAGGCUCAACGAGGCAGAUUUCCACAGGUCCCCCUUGUCGCUCGUGUCGUCUGACGGCGGGCAGCAGCUGUUGGAGCGACUGGAGACGCUGCGGAUAGAGACUCACAUCGAGGAUCACAAAAACGGCCACGCAAACGGACACGCUGGGGGGCUACCUAACGGGACUAGCAAGCCUCAGAGGAACGGCAUGAAGGACUACAGGAUGGAGAUGGUCCACAUCCCCAUCCCUAUGAACGAAACCACGCGGCCCUGCUUCCCGACCGAGUGGGGGAAGACGGGCAUAGCGUUUGCCUACGCGGUGGUGUGCUUUGUUACCACCACCAUCGUAAUUUCAGUGGUCCACGAGAGAGUACCGCCAAAGGAGCACACCCCCCCGCUGCCCGAUAAGUUCUUUGACCUGUUCAACAGGGUGGAGUGGGCCUUCUCCAUCUGUGAGAUUAACGGCAUGCUGCUGGUGGGACUCUGGCUGAUACAGUGGAUUCUACUCAAGCACAGGUCAAUUAUAGGCAGGCGAUUCUUCUUCAUUGUUGGCACACUCUAUCUGUACCGGUGUAUUACAAUGUACAUCACCACUCUGCCUGUUCCCGGGAUGCACUUCAAAUGCUCUCCAAAGCUUCUCGGGAACUGGGAGGCGCAGAUGAGGAGAAUAAUGAAGAUGAUUGCUGGUGGGGGCCUCUCCAUCACAGGGUCCCACACCAUGUGUGGAGAUUAUCUGUACAGUGGCCACACAGUCAUGCUAACGCUAACAUACCUCUUCAUCAAGGAGUAUUCCCCCAAGCGGUUCUGGUGGUACCACUGGUUCUGCUGGAGCUUGAGCGCUGUUGGGAUUUUCUGCAUCCUCCUGGCUCAUGACCACUACACUGUGGAUGUGGUGGUUGCAUAUUUUAUCACUACACGCCUCUUUUGGUGGUACCACACCAUGGCCAACCAGCAGUCGCUGAAGGAGACAUCGCAGAGUAACCCGUUCUCGCGGGUCUGGUGGUACAGACUGUUCCAGUUCUUCGAGGAGAACGUCAGCGGGAUGGUUCCUCGUAACUAUCAGCUGCCGCUGUCAUGGCGGUCGCUGCAGUGGAGCCGCGGCGUGAAGUACAGCAAACUGGAGGUCCAGUGACCCAAAUCAUUCAAAGCCGGCGAGGACUAUGACUUCCAAAAGGGCUGUUUCUCCCCGAGGAGGGCGGCACGCUUCAAUGUAGCGCUGUCCUGUCACCUCUAGGAAACAGACCCUGUCCAAAUGGGUAGCACUGUGACCCACUUAGUAUUUUUGUUUCUGUUAGUGUAUAUAUAUUUUGUUUCUAUUUCUCUUCUGGUAGUAUCCGUCAACACAGAGCACUAAUUUAUAUUUGUUUUGUGUCUUCUUCCUCGUGGGUCACAGAUUACGAAGCAUUUCCUCAAACUACUAAAAUAUUUUUGGCCUCAAGGACUCAAACGUUUUUUUCUCUGCACAAAACCAUAGUUAAUGUCUUCAUGUUCUUACAAGAUUUUUCAGUGCAAAUGGUGUCAAUCAAAUUCUGAUUUGAUAAGCAAAAUGCCAUAAGCACAUUUUUGUUGUUUUCUUUUUAUAGCAAAUUACUUUUUGUAAACGGUCCUUGCUAAAAUGAGUCAAAGGUGCAAAAAAUAAUGUUUUUAAGUAUGUCAAACUUUAUUUUUCAAAAACAAAUGAUGUCCAACAAAAGAUUUUUAGAUUUUUACCUUUUUCAAGAUGGAUAACUGAGAGCAUAAGAAUCCGAUGUGGUGUAACAUUAUUCCAGUGCCUUUCUUAGCUUGAUUGUAAAACAGUUCAAGUACUAUGUGUCUUGUGUCUCUCGGCGAGUACGAGGCGGUACUUGGUUAACAGUCUCGUUCCCAUGAAUGUAAAAACAACUACGCCAGCCUUACCAGAGAAUUGGUUUUCCCAAAAUUCAGUGCAGUGAGUGAUAUGUCCCGUUUAUUUAUUAAUGCUUGACAAUGUCUAUUCGUGCUUAGUUUGUUAAUGCAGAAAAAAUGACUGUUAAUUGUGUAUCCUUUUUUUAAAUGUCAGUAUCAUUUAAAUGUACCAAUCAGUCUUUAACCAGCACCAGCCAUGAAAGCCCGAUCGUUGAUGUUCAGUUGUAUGCUGGUUUUACUUUCCACCACUAGUUAUCUGCUAAGAAUCACUGCCUGGUUGGAAAAUGAAGAUGUUUCUCUGCUUCUCGACAUGUCUUUUUGCAUCAUAGCAGCGUCUCUUGCUCAGUUAAUGAACCCCACGCUUGUUCCCCACAUCGAGUCCCAUUUUAGAUCCUGAAUGAUCUCCAUUACUGUCUGGUCUUAUAACCUCUGGUGGUGGUGAGGAGAUCUAGAGGAUAGUUGUGAUCUGAGUUUUGGGAAUGUCAGAAAAACAGAAGCUUGAGGUAAAGUUUCUGAGCAUGUCUGUAAUCUCUACGGUUUAUCUCCGACUAAAUCAAGCUGCUAUCUUCCAGUUUUAAGACGGUGUAUGUUCUACACUGCUUCCUUUUUAGUGCUACGCCAAAUCUAGAAGUAGCUAACACUCAACGUGGAACCUGUGUGUGGGGAAGAGGCUGAAGCAUGACGCACAGAGCUGGUUUGGCCCGGGCCGUUUCUCAUUGUCGAGUAACCUGCUGCAGAGCCACUAUUUCAAGUAUACUACGUCAUCGAGUGGCGCCACUCGAUGACGUAGUAUACUUGAAAUAGUGGCUCUGCAGCAGGUAUACUCAACAUUGAGAAACGGCCCCUGUGUGUGUGUGUGCAGGAAAACAUUGAUUUCCAUGAAUGUGAAAAUGCGUACUUAUUGAUAAUCCUAAUUAUGUUGAAUUUUGCUUUAUAACUGACUGAACUGUAAAGAGUAAAUAUUGCACACGUUUAUCUAUAGAGGGAAAGAUUGUGGAAUUUCAAAUUAAACUGAAAAGCUUUGAGGAAGAAAAACUGCACUAAGCUUUAGAUUAUACAAAUCCCAAAUAAAUAAAAGUUAUGUAUCUUUCUUUGAGUUUUCAAAAGAAGAGCGUGAGUAUAACAUUAUUUCUAAGAGUCUAAUUAAUUUCAAUGCCAGCAAGAGUCUUAAUGUUUAAGACAAAUGACAGUCCAGGCGUACCCUCCUUCCUUUACAAUCAUUUCACUUUAACAGAACGGUUUCUCUUUAAGAGCACAGCAGGUUCCUCACAUUCGGCUUCGUUUUGCUUUUAGAUAGUGUUUGAAAUAUCAGCCCUAACACGGCUCUCUCAUAAUGUUUCGAGAGCUUUGAUAAGGAUGACGGUUUAAGUUUUUUUGUAUUUUAGUUUGCCAAUCAAGUAGUUUUUUUUUUUAGUUUUUUUAACGUUCGUCAUCCUAUAUGUUCCUCUGUAAACUUCUCACCCAUGUUGUCCUUUGUUUGUGCAUAUACCAGAUGUUUGUAAGAUAUGAUAAAGGAUUGUACUUGGGAUGCUUUUGAAUAAAACCUUUUACUAAAAUGUA